Xenia sp. Carnegie-2017 is the source of this 1595-nucleotide messenger RNA. Its product is annotated as leucine-rich repeat-containing protein 74A-like. The record is from RefSeq and is a predicted model, not a curated record. Gene Ontology annotation, molecular function: protein binding. Lineage: Eukaryota; Metazoa; Cnidaria; Anthozoa; Malacalcyonacea; Xeniidae.
UGUUAUCGUGUGUAACUAUGUCAUCAACUUUUCGCUAUGGCAACAUUAUUGACAGGUGUUGUGUCAGUGUUUGUUGUUGGAAUCUGAAUGUUUGAAAAUAUUUUCUUUGCUCUAACCAGCGUCGAGGUGGAUCGAGGAAAUUGACCGAAAAGGUAUUCCACAUUUCUUUGCGAAAGUGCGUAUUUUUGGCGGUAUGGUGACAGUUUUUGAGUUUAACGUAUCGCGAAGACUUCGAGGAUUCUAGUUCAACAUAAGAGUCAGCAAAAACCGAAUGAAAAUGGAACAGUUCUUCACGAACAAUGGCGAAGACGAUUGGUUGUAUGAGUAUGUAUGACGGGAAAAAGUCUCCCAAAACCAUACAUCAGCGAGAGGCGAAGAAAUCAUUCCCAAGAUGGAACGAGGGCAGCGAUUCGAUACGAUACGGAAUACGAUACAGAUUUGGAAACAACGAUAGAAAACGAAGAGCAAUCUUCGUGCAGAAAGAUUUACAUUCAUGUUUGUCGAGAGCUCAAAGUUGUUCCAUGUCAGUCGUUUCUCAGGCAACUCGAUAACGAAGAAGUGAACAUAAGCCAUUACCAAAUUGGUCCCGUGGGCUGCGAAGCUCUUGCACGAGCCUUAAUGAAGAAUAUGAACGUUUUCACUCUAAAUUUAUCCGAUAACGCCAUAGGCGGACAGGGAGCUGUUUAUAUUUCGAAACUGCUCACCGAAAAUCGCUGCAUAUCCCGCCUGGACGUUUCCAACAACGGACUUAAGACGCAAGGGGCUUAUGCCGUGUCUGAAAUGAUGAAAGAAAAUACUCAUCUUUCGGAACUUAAUGCAUCCACUAAUAACUUUAUAGGAAAGGAUGUCGAACCUUUCGUGGAAGCACUGCGUGAAAACUUCACGCUGAAGAUUCUUAAUUUAAGUGGAAACAGUUUCGAUGCACUCUCCGGAAAGUUAAUUGGGCUUGCAAUCCGUGAAAACGUUGGCUUGGAAGUACUUAAUUUAAGCUGGAAUAACAUCCGCGGUCACGGAGCUACAGCCAUAGGCGAUGCACUUCGAGUAAAUUACUCGUUGAAGAUUCUAGAUUUGUCUUGGAAUGGACUUGCAGAUGACGGGACAGCGGCUCUUUCCAAAGCGUUAAUGGUAAACGAUGUUUUAGAGGUGCUAGAUUUAAGCAGUAAUAGGCUUACGGCCCGUGGGCGCGAUUUAGCAAAGGCCUUAUCGGUGAACGCAAGCCUUAAGGUUUUGAAAGUUGCACAAAAUUCGUUCAGUUGGAAUUCAGCAUUGGAAAUUGUGAAGGCCGCAGUCGACAAUGCGGAUAGUCGUGCCCGAGCAUUUUAUUUUGGUGAUAUGCCAGUGAGUGAGAAAUUUAAGAAUGAGCUUGAUGAGAUAAUGUUGAGAUAUCCUGACUUAACGGUUCAAUACGGCACCAUAAUGAGAGGCAAAGAAAGAAAGAAGAAAAGAAACGGGAUCUUCUCAAUCUUCUUUUGGAAUACAUCGAGAUGCGCGCAUGCUCGACAUGUUUAAGCUGCUGGACAGGGACAAUGACAGUCUCGUGACACAAGAAGACUUCGUGCUUGGCCUCAAGCGCACUGGACUUCCGAUGACGAGGG